Thunnus maccoyii (southern bluefin tuna) is the source of this 1931-nucleotide messenger RNA. RefSeq names its product uridine phosphorylase 2 (gene upp2). The coding region runs from base 583 to 1524 and encodes 313 amino acids. Gene Ontology annotation, cellular component: cytosol; cytoplasm. Lineage: Eukaryota; Metazoa; Chordata; Actinopteri; Scombriformes; Scombridae. The record is from RefSeq and is a predicted model, not a curated record. The transcript has 7 exons. Gene Ontology annotation, molecular function: uridine phosphorylase activity. Gene Ontology annotation, biological process: uridine catabolic process; nucleotide catabolic process.
AAUAUAGUAAGCAAAUACGUAAAUGUUGCCCCAUUUUCUGGGACACAAUAGAAACGUAAUAUUGCUCAAAUGACAAAAUGCAUAAUUUGAUUUAGUUGAUUUUUGCAGGACUCUUGUACACUGAUGCGCAUUUCUGUUGAUUGUUCAUUAUGUUGGCUCUGUUUUAACAUGCCAGCGUUAGAGGUAAUUUCUGUUCUUUGGAAAUGCUGUAUUUCAUAACGUUAGGUAGACACAGCAGCUCAUGUUAUGGAAAGGUUAACUCAUAAACAGCAGUUUACGUCAUAUCAGUUCUAUUGGUUGCCGCCGGUAUGGUCUGCUUUAUGAAUGUUUACAGACGCUGUGGAAUUGGGACAAUCAUUUCCUAUUUGAUUGAUCUUGCUCUGUUUAUUUAGGCUGGGGGAUGUUUUUGUGAGAGCGAAGACUCCUCUUUCUUGGACCAAUCAGUGGCAAGGUCAGAGGUCACCACUAUAUCAGCUCUGCAGUGAGACAUAACUCUUAUUCGAAAAACAGCUGCAUUUAGAAUUUGAAGAAUUUACAGAAGAACAGACUUUACAACUUGAUUUCACUUUGUCUCCUGCAAUCAUGGCACCAAUUCUACUGAACUGUAUGGGGAAUGAUCACAAAGAUUAUAUCAAACAACCAGUCCAAGUGAAAAAUCCCUACUUGGAUACCAUGGAGGAAGAUAUUCUCUACCACUUCAGCUUGAGCACCAAGACUCACAACCUCCCAGAAAUGUUUGGAGAUAUUAAGUUUGUGUGUGUUGGUGGCAGCGCGAAUCGAAUGAAGGCCUUUGCCCAGUUCAUCCACCAGGAGCUGGAACUGCCAGGAAACCCAGAGGAAAUCAGAGAUAUCUGUGAGGGAACUGAUCGCUACUGCAUGUACAAAGUGGGACCAGUGCUCUCUAUAAGUCAUGGUAUGGGUGUUCCCUCAAUCUCCAUCAUGCUGCAUGAGCUCAUCAAACUGCUGCACCAUGCCCAAUGCCGUGAUGUGGUCCUGUUUCGCCUGGGAACAUCUGGUGGAGUUGGUCUGGCUCCAGGGACGGUGGUGAUCACGGAUAAAGCGGUGGACUACGCCUUCCAGCCCCAGUUUGAGCAGGUGGUUCUGGGUAAAGUUAUCACCCGCAGCACUGAGCUGGACGAAGGGGUGGCCAAAGAGCUUCUGCAGUACUCCUCCGAGCUGCAAAACUUUCCAACAGUGAUCGGAAACACCAUGUGCACCCAUGAUUUCUAUGAAGGUCAAGGCCGACUUGAUGGCGCUCUGUGCUCCUUCUCUCAUGAAGAAAAACUGGAGUAUCUAAGGAAAGCUUAUGAAGCUGGAGUGAGGAAUAUUGAAAUGGAGUCCACUGUCUUUGCUGCUAUGUGCCGUGUGUGUGGCCUCAAAGCGGCUGUGAUCUGUGUAGCAUUGCUGAACCGCUUUGAUGGAGACCAGAUCACAUCUCCUCAUGAUGUUCUGGUGGAGUACCAGCAGAGACCUCAGGUCCUGGUGUCCUACUUUAUCAAGAAACGCCUGGGACAGAUUGUCUGAGACCUCAACACCUAUUAUUGCAACCCCAGACCUCCCAAAUGAGUGUAUAUAGCUUUGACUGAUAUGUGUAUAUACUGUACUUAACAUGUUGAUAUGUGCAUUAGACACUUAUUUAAAAGUUAAGAUUUGUAGGAUUUCUUUGAUGAAACUAAAAUAUUAUGUAUGUUGCACAUGUAUAUGUAAGUAUGUAUUGUAUAUUUUACUAUUUAAUAGUUUGCAACCUAUGUAUGGUAAUAAUAAUUUUCUAAAUAAUGUGUUCUGUAUGUUGAUUUUAAUAUUUGACUUUUCAACCUCUGGUAGUUUGUCUGUCAACAGUGAGGAACUAUUGAUUAUGUUUUUUUCGUUGUCCAAGUGCAGAACUUCUAGAUAAUAAUCAAGCUAACAGAUAUAGAGAAUAUUUCCUAACA